Messenger RNA from Drosophila guanche, 2287 nucleotides. RefSeq names its product polyadenylate-binding protein 8. The transcript has 4 exons. Gene Ontology annotation, cellular component: ASAP complex; cytoplasm; nucleoplasm. Gene Ontology annotation, molecular function: RNA binding. NCBI's taxonomy places the organism in Eukaryota, Metazoa, Arthropoda, Insecta, Diptera, Drosophilidae. The record is from RefSeq and is a predicted model, not a curated record. Gene Ontology annotation, biological process: mRNA splicing, via spliceosome. Bases 170 to 2071 code for a protein of 633 amino acids.
CACAGCGGACAUUAAGUGAAACUAAAGGAAUCAAAAUCACAUCACAGAAAGCACAGAAAAUUAAACCAACACUACCAAGUGACAAGUUUGCCAUUCUUGCAACACAAAAAAAUACCAAGGAAUUAUCUGCCACAUAUGGCAACAGAGAGUGAAGGGAAAAAUAUUAAAUAUGUCUAAAAAAAAUAGUCGUAGAAUUUUUUCAUCCGGCGAGGAUAAGGAUCAAACUCAAGACAGCAAACCACAAAUGUGCGAAAACGUUGGGUUUGUUGAUGCGGAAAGUGUCCACCUUCACGCAUGCCGGCGUGAGGAGUGCUCAACCAAAAACUUCGAAGCAAUCUCAGGCACGCUGCGCAGUGUGGGGACGCAAACCGGGACACAAUCAGACAGUUCAACAAUUAAAAUAGAGCAAGCACUAGUUGAGAAUUUUGGUAACGAACAGGGCAUCCCGAAGACGAAUGCCGCUAAAUGGCAGUGGCCAAAGUUGAACAAUUAUCCAAAGGUGAAGAAGGAAGCACCGGAAGCAAGCAUGGUGCUGGCAUCCAGAGCCGUAUAUCCAUUUCGCAUUGUAAAUCGGAUGGGGUUUCAAUUCCCAUGGGCCACUCUCGAACGUCAACGGUGCAAGCGCCCCUGUGUCCACACGGCUAACGUAACCUCGAUUCCAUUGGAGUCGGUGAAGAUCUACAUUGGUAACCUGAGCCCACUUGUCAAACAGGAGGACAUCGGCCAGAUCUUUGGGCACUUCGGGGAGAUGCGAACGGUCGAGUUUCCUACCGACCGAAACCCCAUCAAUCCCCAGGGACGUGGCUUUGCCUUUGUGCAGUACGUCUGCCCAAGUGACUGCGCACGGGCCAUAGACUACAUGAACGGUUGCAAAUUCGGUGACACGUUUAUUGUGGUGUCGAAGAUCCACAAGAAACCGGUCCAUUAUAACAAUAUUCGCUACGAUACGCUUUCACCGCGUUCUCAUCGUUCGCAUCGUUCUAAUCGUGAUGACAGCCGCAGGCACCGUUUCCCAUCGUCCUACCACAAUUCAAGCUGGAAUAGACGUGAACUUUCCCGAUUGCCCAUGCGUCAGCGUGCUGUAUCGCCUUCGAGCAUGAGUGUUCUCCAGUCUCGACAUAGGGCCGCCUAUUCACCUAUCACACCAUCAAAACGCAGUCGACGCACUAACCCAGCCACUACGGGCGGUCCCGUGAUGGGACUGGGUGCGCCCAAGCAGGAAAAUCUGCAGCCUUUCUUAGCGAUCAAGCUGGAGAACACUGACGAUGCGGUGAUGUAUCCGCAGUCUCCAGGCACAGCAACUCCUCAGAAUCUGCAGCCUCUCUUAGCGAUCAAGCUGGAGAACACUGAUGAUGCGGUGAUGUAUCCGCAGUCUCCAGGCACAGCAACUCCUCAGAAUCUGCAGCCUCUCUUAGCGAUCAAGCAGGAGAACACUGACGAUGCGGUGAUGUAUCCCCAGUCACCAGGCACAGCAACUCCUCAAAAUCUGCAGCCUCUCUUAGCGAUCAAGCAGGAGAACACUGACGAUGCGAUGAUGUAUCCGCAGUCUCCAGGCACAGCAACUCCUCAGAAUCUCCAGCCUCUCUUAGCGAUCAAGCUGGAGAACACUGACGAUGCGGUGAUGUAUCCCCAGUCACCAGGCACAGCAACUCCUCAAAAUCUGCAGCCUCUCUUAGCGAUCAAGCUGGAGAACACUGACGAUGCGAUGAUGUAUCCCCAGUCUCCAGGCACAGCAACUCCUCAGAAUCUGCAGCCUCUCUUGGUGCCCAUGCUGGAGAACACUGACGAUGCGGUGAUGUACCCGCAGUCUCCAGGAACAGCAACUCCUCAGAAUCUGCAGCCUCUCUUGGCGAUCAAGCUGGAGAACACUGACAAUGCGGUGAUGUAUCGCAAGUCUGCGCACAGAGCAUACAUCGAGAAGUUCAUGAAUCGCUGUUCCAAUGCAAAAAAAAAAGAAGCAAUCGCCGAUUUGCUGGCCGCGAGCACGAUGUUAAGAGUAAAAGGUGAAAGGUUGCUAAAGCUUUGUCAACGCUCCUCCCGCUCCGGCAAUUCCAAUCAAGACACCCAAUAAAAAUCGCUGUCAUCCCGAAGACGAAUGCCGCUAAAUGACAGUGGCCAAAGUUGAACAAUUAUCCAAAGGUGAAGAAGGAAGCACCGGAAGCACUUUUGCUGUGACCCAGAAAAAUUGACUCGAAGCUCAAAGCUCGGACACACUCCGCCACACUCCGCCACAUACAAGCCCUUCAAUGGGAGGACUCUGUAAAUGAUGCUACAUUUAAUAAACAAA